Astrephomene gubernaculifera is the source of this 771-nucleotide messenger RNA. NCBI's taxonomy places the organism in Eukaryota, Viridiplantae, Chlorophyta, Chlorophyceae, Chlamydomonadales, Astrephomenaceae. The record is from the annotation of a GenBank genome assembly.
CAGCUGACGGAGGAGCUGCUGCCCCGGUCAGGUGGUGCCGGUGAUGGUGCCACUGCUGUUGUUGAUGCGGCGGGUCCCAUGCAAAAGGUCCACGGCAGCGGCAGCAGCAGCGGUGCGAGUGGAGGUAGCGGGGUGGGUCGUGUGUUUGCAUCGCUGGGUCUGGGGUGGUCGCUGCUGUCGGCGCUGGAGGCGGCGGGAGAUGCGGAGCUGUCGGCGGCACUAGCGGGAGGGGCGGAGGGGCCGGUUCGGGCGCUGCUGUACCAGGUGCUCGAGCUAGUCGCUGAAGUGCUGCGUGGGUGCCGGUUGGCAGCAGGCAGCAGCGACACCAUGUACGACGACUCCGACGAGACCAGCACUGCCGCCCCGCGGGAUCACAGUCGCCAUGCAGCAGCGGUCGCCACAGCGCUGUGCAGCCACUACGGUGUGGCCCGUGUCGAAUGCCUGGGCCACGGACCCGUGGGUCACUUGCUCCGACUGGCGGCUGAGACCCAAGCCACGCCGCCGCUCGGCUGGCACACAGCAGUCGCACUCGCACCGCCGCAACCCAGCUGCGCUUCUGCGGACCCAGCAGCUGUCAAUGCGUCCUGUUUAGGCACCAGUGCAGCCCUCGGAGACGGCGCGCGUGUCGCGCCGGCGGCGGUGACGGCGGCGAUGGUGGGCGCAUUGGGUGGCGUCGACAGGACGGCGGCGCUGGCGGCGCUGCGCGCUGCUCCCGAGCUGUCGGAUCUGCGGUUGGCGACGCAGUGGGAUGCGGUGUUUCGGAGCGAGCUG